UGUAAUGCUUUUAUUUUUAUCGAUUUACUUUGUACUUUGGUUUAUUUUGAUUUUGUUGACCAUUUUACAAUCAAUAUUCCCCCAUGAGACAACUGUAUCUCUCCCCCCCCUCUCUCUCUUCAGCCUCUUGCCCCCAUUGCCUUUUUUCAGUUAAUAACUUUGUAGGCAGCUAUGCAUACCUUUUCACUGUUGGCAUAGUAGUUCAAACAUCUUCAUUCUCCCUAGUCACUCCUUCUGUCCUAAUGCUUUUUGCCUCACACUGACCUAUGACCCCCCAACCCUGGGUCAAACCCCCUUCCACAGGAAGAAAGGCUUUAUGCUUAAAUUUGGCAGUAAUAACACAUUCAGUUUAUGAACAAGACCUGGUCAGUUGGUUUUGGAGGGAAAAUGCUGGCUCGGCCUUUUAGGAUAAAUGAGCUGAUGAGAAGUUUAGUUAAUCUUUGCAAUGCAAAAGGUAAGAUGGCCUCUAACUAAUCCACUACACUCCAUUUUUGUUAAAUAGAGAACCCACCACUCUUAUGGCCUUAUCCAAACCCUGCAGAUUUGCUAGUCUUUUACCUUAUAUAUUUGAUCCCUUGCAAACCCUUAUGCAAUAUAUACUGGAUUGUUAGUUGAAGCGUAAUGAUCUUAUCUUGGGUUUUGAAUUAAAGCUCAAAGUUUACGUUUGUGGUUUGGUGACAUUGGAGUUGAAGAGUAAUCACUUUGAGGUUACAGGCCAUCCUAUCUGGAGGGGGGGGGGGGGGUGGGGAGGAGCUCAGGGAGCGUCCCACCCCCGUGCUCAUUCACUCCGCCCCCCGCGCGCUUGCUGAGGACCGGUGGAGUGUGCGCGCUCAAAGCUGUCUUCCUGACCCCACAGCUAUGCCAAAAUAAGGCUCCAACAGACCUCUCACUGCUCUCAAUCUUCCAAACAGUCCCUUAAGUUUAGUUCAGUUACUCUCAAAUGUAUCCCAAAUCUUGCUUAAUUGUCCCAAGUAGUGUCUGGUAAGGUGGGUUUGUAGUGGUAUAGUCCCUGCCCUCUAAGAGCAAGAGGCUGGCCCCAGCUGUGUCAGGCAGACAACUCACCUUCUGCACUCUGCCGCCCGCGACAGUCUGCUGGGUUAGACAGAGCGAAACCAUGAACGCGCAGCACCAAGCAUUGACCUCUUUUUCAGAGCUGUGGAGAGGCUUCUAGAUACCAAUCAUUAAAUCUCCAGACUUUUCUCCCUACUUCAUUGGCCAGGACUACAAGAAAGCAGGACAGGAUAAGGAAAAAGUAUUCAUAAAAAAUAAAAAUAAAACUUUGGGGGAAAAGGGGGGUAAUAUAAAAAGUAAAGAUCAUUACUUCUUCCCUUUUUUCCCUGAGGAUGCUACAAUGAUUCAUUCCCAAAGCACUGUAAUCAGCUCAUUUGGUAAAGGUCAAGCCAAUUAGCCUCCCUCCUCCUCUGCCUCAAUUGUUGGGACCUAAGAUUAAGUUCUUCCAUAGUGAUCAGUAAAACCACACCAGAGCCUUUCUUCCCCUCCCUGUCCCUCGUUUGGACAUGUAUUUAUUUUCUUGUAAAAAGAAGAAAAACAAUUCAUGCAUGUAAUUAGUUAGAAUACGUUGUGUUGUUUUUCUAUGACUUCUUUUGUUGAAGACAAAAAAUCCAUAUGCAGAGAUAAAAGGAAAAUGUGUUUGCAAACUUAUACUAACGUGAUUGUUUUCUUAUUUUGUCUCUUUUGGUUUUUCCAAGACUGAUAUUGUUAUUUAGAAGGUUUCAGGUGGGUGACAGAGUAUUCCUGCGUAGGUGACUGGCGGACAGGAACUCUAGGGCAGCCUCAGUCCUCACCUCCUCUUCCAGCCAGCCGCGGCCACCUCUCUGACACACUCAGAAAAUAUGGCCUGUUACCUGAAAGCUAUUGAGACGCAGCCCAACUUUGCAGUGGCCUGGAGUAACCUGGGCUGUGUGUUUAAUGCCCAGGGAGAGAUCUGGCUGGCCAUUCACCAUUUUGAAAAGGCAGUGACUUUGGAUCCCAACUUCCUUGAUGCCUACAUCAACUUGGGCAACGUUCUGAAGGAGGCUCGCAUAUUUGACCGAGCUGUAGCGGGCUACCUUCGUGCCCUAAGCCUGAGUCCCAACCAUGCUGUUGUCCACGGCAACUUGGCAUGUGUGUACUACGAGCAGGGCUUGAUCGACCUGGCCAUCGACACGUACCGCCGAGCCAUUGAGCUGCAGCCACACUUCCCAGAUGCCUAUUGUAAUUUAGCCAACGCCCUCAAAGAGAAGGGCAAUGUAAGAAAGCACACGGUGUCUGAGGCUGAAGAGUGUUACAACACAGCCCUACGUCUGUGCCCGACACAUGCCGACUCCCUCAACAACCUGGCCAACAUCAAACGUGAGCAGGGAAACAUUGAGGAGGCUGUACAGCUCUACAGGAAAGCCUUGGAGGUUUUCCCAGAGUUUGCUGCAGCUCAUUCUAACCUGGCCAGUGUGUUGCAGCAGCAGGGGAAGCUCCAGGAGGCACUCAUGCAUUACAAGGAGGCCAUCAGAAUCAGCCCCACGUUUGCAGACGCCUACUCUAACAUGGGUAACACCUUGAAGGAGAUGCAGGAUGUUCAAGGGGCUCUGCAGUGCUACACCCGCGCUAUUCAAAUAAAUCCUGCCUUUGCAGAUGCACACAGCAACUUGGCUUCUAUACACAAGGACUCUGGUAAUAUUCCAGACGCCAUAGCUUCCUAUCGGACAGCACUGAAGCUGAAACCUGACUUCCCUGAUGCUUACUGCAACCUGGCUCACUGUCUGCAGAUUGUGUGUGACUGGACAGACUAUGAUGAGCGUAUGAAGAAACUGGUGAGCAUUGUUGCAGACCAGCUGGAAAAGAAUCGUCUGCCCUCGGUGCACCCCCAUCACAGCAUGCUGUACCCGCUCUCCCAUGGCUUUCGCAAAGCCAUCGCCGAACGCCACGGAAACCUCUGUCUGGACAAGAUCAACGCCCUUCACAAGCCACCCUAUGAGCACCCUAAGGACCUGAAGACCAGUGGCGGCCGUCUGAGGGUGGGCUAUGUCAGCUCUGAUUUCGGAAACCACCCCACCUCCCACUUAAUGCAGUCCAUCCCUGGCAUGCACAACUCUGAGAAGUUUGAGGUGUUCUGCUAUGCCCUGAGCCCAGAUGACAGCACCAACUUCCGUGUCAAAGUGUUGGCCGAAGCGCAUCACUUUACUGACUUGUCCCAGAUACCCUGUAAUGGUAAGGCUGCCGAUCGUAUCCAACAGGAUGGACUCCACAUCCUGGUCAACAUGAACGGCUACACAAAAGGUGCCCGCAACGAGCUCUUUGCACUGCGCCCUGCUCCCAUCCAGUGCAUGUGGCUGGGUUACCCUGGCACCAGUGGAGCUCCUUUCAUGGACUACAUAAUCUCAGACAAAGAGACGUCACCCAUUGAGGUUGCAGAGCAAUACUCUGAAAAACUGGCCUAUAUGCCCAACACCUUCUUCAUAGGAGACCAUGCUAACAUGUUCCCCCACCUCAAGAAAAAAGCAGUGAUUGACUUCAAGUCAAAUGGCCACAUCUUCGACAACAGAGUUGUGCUAAACGGCAUUGACCUGAAGGCCUUCCUGGACAGCCUGCCCGAUGUAAAGGUUGUAAAGAUGAAGUGUGACAUCCAGGAGUCCUCAGACAACAAUGGGGCUCUCUCCAUGCCUGUCAUCCCCAUGAACACUGCAGCAGAGGCCAUCAUCAAUAUGAUCAACCAGGGACAGAUUCAGGUCACCAUCAACAGCUUUACUGUCAGCAAUGGACUGGCCACCACACAGAUCAACAACAAAGCUGCCACCGGAGAGGAGGUGCCACGCACCAUUGUGGUGACGACCCGCUCCCAGUAUGGCCUGCCAGAGGAUUCAAUCGUCUACUGCAACUUUAAUCAGCUCUACAAGAUAGAUCCUCCUACAUUGCAGAUGUGGGCCAAUAUCCUGAAGCGUGUGCCCAACAGUGUGCUCUGGCUGCUGCGUUUUCCUGCUGUGGGGGAGCCCAACAUUCAGCAGUAUGCCCAGAACAUGGGCCUGCCUGCCUCCCGCAUCAUCUUCUCCCCUGUUGCACCCAAGGAGGAACAUGUGAGGAGGGGCCAGCUUGCCGACGUGUGUCUGGACACCCCACUCUGCAACGGCCACACCACGGGCAUGGAUGUACUCUGGGCUGGUACACCCAUGGUCACUAUGCCAGGUCGGUCUUUAAAUGACAACUCUUUCCGUACAGGAGAGACUUUAGCAUCACGCGUGGCUGCUUCCCAGCUCACCUGUCUAGGUUGUCCUGAGCUCAUUGCCCUCACCCGUCAAGAGUAUGAGGAUGUGGCCGUCAAACUAGGCUCUGACAUGGAAUAUCUGAAGAUGAUCCGAGCUCGUGUGUGGAAACAGCGUAUCUGCAGCCCCCUCUUCAACACAAAGCAGUACACCAUGGACCUGGAGAAGCUCUACCUGCAGAUGUGGGAGCACCAUGCUGCUGGGGCCAAGCCUGAACACCUGGUGAACUUGCAGCCCAUCGAGAGUAGCGAGAGUGCCUGAAGCGGCUGCACGCUUUAAAACCCUAACCCCUCCUUCCCCAACCCUAUUCCUUUUUACCUUCACUCCUUACCCUUAUGCCAAACCGUGACCCCUAAUACCCUGCCCUGUCAAUGGGACUGUUGUGGAACCUGUUGGUAUAAUUCGCCUUUCUUCCUUUUCUCCUCCCCUCAUCAUCAUCAUUUAACUGCAUGUGUGUCAACGAGCCAGACGGAGAGCCUGAUUCAUCCCACCCCCUCCUCCAUCCACGCCACACACUCACCUAUGCCCCAGCUCUUCACCUGAGACUAUAGCCCCACCAACCGCCACUGCAUCCAGAGAGAGUGGGGAGAAAGAUAAAUACCCCAAACCAUUCCCCCCUCAUCCUCGUAUGUCAGAAACAUGCAGUCCAAUGUGUGAUUUUCAGCCGUCUUUUGUGUGUAUAUGGGACUUGUUGGGGGCUCAUUGUGGAGAAAGUCCCUGAUCACUUCCCAAGGCUCCAUCAAGUUGUGGUCUACUUAUAUUUGGAUGAAGUGUGUCAGUGUGUAAAAGGGACUAUGUGAAGAUGUAACAAAAAGUUGAAUGAGUUUAACAUGAUGCACAUGUAAAACUUUCUUUUUUUCAUUAGUUUGCAACUGCUGGGUUUUGUUCGUUAUCUUUAAAGCUAUUGAGAGAGAGAACAUGUUGUAGGGAAAUAUAGAUGUUUCAGUUAUCUUGGGAUUGAGAGAGAUUGGUUCUUUUCUUUCUUUUAUUUGCCAAAUGCCCACUUUUAGUUGUUUGUUUUUUGUCACGUGUCAAUGUAAGAAAAAUGCUCCCAUAGAUUUUUCUUGGCCCCUGCUGAGUGACACACACCAUACUUGGAAGGGAACAGUGGGCUGGGCAGACAGAAGAGUAACAGUAUGUUUUCCUUAGAAAUGGUCAGGGUUUAAAAAUCAAAGAAAUUGACUGUACCCUAAAUUCUAUCACUCUAACGAGGAACAAACUAGGUAAGUAUUUUCUAAACAGGUUUUGUUUUGUACUCAUCUAUUUUAUUUAUGCACUGUCAAUGGUAUACUGCAACGCUCAGACUCAAUCUGUUGAAAUAAAGAAAUAUGGCAAAUCAUGUGGAA
Molecule: messenger RNA, 5599 nt
Organism: Hypomesus transpacificus
Lineage: Eukaryota; Metazoa; Chordata; Actinopteri; Osmeriformes; Osmeridae
Product: UDP-N-acetylglucosamine--peptide N-acetylglucosaminyltransferase 110 kDa subunit
Exons: 19
Coding region: 1854-4514 (886 amino acids)
Biological process (GO): protein O-linked glycosylation
Molecular function (GO): protein binding; protein N-acetylglucosaminyltransferase activity
Source: RefSeq, a predicted model, not a curated record